Messenger RNA from Arabidopsis arenosa, 1518 nucleotides. NCBI's taxonomy places the organism in Eukaryota, Viridiplantae, Streptophyta, Magnoliopsida, Brassicales, Brassicaceae. The record is from the annotation of a GenBank genome assembly.
GUUUUCAUUUUUUAGAUUGAAUACUCUCAUCAUUUUAAAUCUGAUAUUGAGUUUCGGCUUUCGUAUAACGACGACGUGUAUGCUGUUGACAAAUUGACAGUCUCUCUGAUGCUUUCGAUCGCAGAAGAAGCCACGGAGCGCUAGCUAAGAUUUGCACCGUUUUGUCUCUGGCUUUGUGUUCUGCUAGAUGCAAUAGCUAUAUCUUCCUGGGAUUUCAAGUAACUAGUGGCUUAGCCGCUUAGGUUUAAGUUUGUGUUUCUUCCUAGGAAGAAACCUGUCUUGUCUUGUCUAGUGUAAAGGACAACAUGUCCCAGAAGCGAAAUCUUCCUUCUUGGAUGAGUUCAAGGGAUCCCGAAACUAGUCCGGGUAAGUCUCAUAGUAAGAAGCCUAAGGAUGAAGGACAAGUUGAAGAGCACAACAGUAGAAGAAAUGCCCCUUCCAACAAGUCAGAACACGCUGAGCCAAGUUCAAGUACCACGGAAUUCUCUAAACUUAUGGAAGGAGUUGUUUUUGUGCUGUCGGGCUUUGUUAAUCCUGAGAGGAGUACACUGAGAUCACAGGCCUUGACCAUGGGAGCCACCUAUCAACCUGACUGGAACUCUGACUCUACGUUGUUGAUCUGUGCUUUUCCCAACACUCCAAAGUUCCGUCAAGUUGAAACAAAUGGGGGAACAAUAAUCUCAAAGGAUUGGAUAACUGAGUGUUAUACGCAGAAGAAGUUGGUGGAUAUUGAGCAAUACCUUAUGCAUGCUGGAAAACCAUGGAGGAAAAGCAAUGUUCGUCAAAAUGCUAUUCAAGAAAAUAGCGAACACCUGUCUAAAAAACCAGAGAAGCAAGUAGAGAAAAAAACAGAAACAAGGGGAACUCCAUCUACCUCAUCCAAGAAUAGAUCAGCUUGCAAUCUUGUGAAAGAGCCAUUUUCUGUUACAGAGGUGAAGAAAUGGGCCAGGGAUGACCUAACUCAAACCAUCUCAUGGCUUGAAAGUCAGGAGGAGAAGCCAGAACCAGCCGAAAUCAAGCGAAUAGCUGCUGAAGGAGUCUUAACCUGCUUACAAGACGCCAUAGAGUCUCUUGAACAGAAGCAGGACAUUGGAUCAGUUACAGAGCUAUGGAGCUUUGUCCCUCGUGUAGUGAAGGAGCUUGGAAAGAUCGAAUCGUCUUCUAAAAAAGAGAAUUCAACAGCUUCAAAGGAAGAACUUUGCAAACAAGCCAAGUCUUGGAAAAAGAUCUAUGAGGUUGAGCUAGCAAACACGAGCGAAGCUGAAUCAUCGAGAACAAAAAGCAGAGAGACCUCUCGGGUUGCCUUUGGCUAUGACAGUGAUGAGACCGUUGAGAUGACUGAAGAAGAGAUCGAACUUGCUUAUAGGAAUGUUUCUUUAGAGUGUCUUUAGAUGAAACUUGUUUCAUUUUGCAUAUGAAAGCACGAGACGUUUGGUAGGAUGUUACGGAAUAAAAAUUGAAAUUAAUCCGGUCUGCUUGGUUCGGGAAGAUUGGUUCUAAUGAAAUUUAUUGAUGCUG